This is a messenger RNA of Pomacea canaliculata, 2960 nucleotides long. Its product is annotated as adenosine deaminase AGSA-like. Gene Ontology annotation, molecular function: adenosine deaminase activity. The transcript has 12 exons. Bases 428 to 2023 code for a protein of 531 amino acids. NCBI's taxonomy places the organism in Eukaryota, Metazoa, Mollusca, Gastropoda, Architaenioglossa, Ampullariidae. Gene Ontology annotation, biological process: inosine biosynthetic process; adenosine catabolic process. The record is from RefSeq and is a predicted model, not a curated record.
UCAAGACGGUCAUUCCAUCCUAGACACCGGGGAACGUGACACCUGCAGCCCGUCGACCUGUAUUGUAGUGACUCAGAGGAAAAAGCUGCAGCACCAGGAGAGGCACUCUCUCUGUUCACAGAGUUGUCCUCACCCAUCCUUCCCUGACCCCUUGAUCUCCACCUCAUCAGGCCUGAAUAACAGAAUAAGAAGAAACUGUCCAGUCAUCGCAGCGCAUGAGCAAUAAAACCUAAUCGUCCUAAAUCUGGUUCGACCUACGCCAAGAGUAUAUAACACGUGUUGCCGCGCACUCUCACACGCAGAAGGCCCCGGGAACACCAAGAAGAAACUCCAGAAGUCGGCGAUCAUUUGCCUGGAGACAUUGCUGGCCGCAAGAAGAGAAGACAAUUUUCCUGAAGACAACACGUGGCAGCGGGCUUAGAUUCUGAUGAUGUCCACGUCCAGCCCACCAAACCAUUUCUUGCCAAACUGGGGGCUGGCUUGCUGCUUGCUGUUGCUGGGGUCAGUGGUGGUUGCCAUGCCGACACGGAGGGAUCUGCAGCGCAGGAAGGUGCUUCAGGAUCAGGAGAUGAGCUUGUGGGUCGGGGGCAGUGGUGAGGGGCUGAAUGACCGGGAGAAGCUGGUGGACAAGCUGAUAGUGGAGGAGAAGAAACGCUUGAUCACAUCGGCACGCCUGAAUAAAGCCCCGUUUCCACCCAGAGACAAUUUCUUCUUGUCCCGUGCUGAGAUGGAAACGACGACGGCGUUCAAAGUCAUCCGCGAGAUGCCAAAGGGAGGCGUGCUGCACGUCCAUGACGAAGCGAUUACUAGCAUCGACUGGGUCGUUAAGAAUGUCACCUAUCGACCUAACUGCUACAUGUGCGUGGACGCCUCCUACAACGUCGAAUUUCACUUUUUCUCCAUCCCUCCCAAAAACACAGAUUGUACUUGGAGGUUGGUGAGUGAGUACAGACAACGGUCCGAGGAUGCAGAAGCUUUUGAUCAAAGAUUACACGCGAACCUGACCCUCUUGGCGGCCUCGCGGGACGUGCACGCGGCCUACCCCAACUCUGACGCCGCGUGGGAAGAGUUCACGGCCUACUUCCGGAAGAUAGAAGGCCUGAUGCUGUAUGCUCCAGUCUUCCAGGACUACCUGUACGAGGGCCUGAGGCAGUUCCGGGAGGAUGGAGUGCAGUACCUGGAGAUUCGCGCACUCCUACCUCAGGUAUAUGAGUUGGAUGGCAAAACGCACGACAAAGCCACGGUGCUCGGCAUUUACAAGAAGGUCAUCAACCAGUUCGUAGCGGAUUUUCCUGAUUUCACGGGCGCACGUAUCAUCAACAUUGCUGUCAGGUUCAAGGAGAAGUCGCUGAUGCUGGAAGACAUCAAACAGGCGGCAGCCUUAUAUCAGUCGGACCCUGGUUUCAUGGUGGGUUUCGACCUUGUCGGACAUGAGGACCCGCUUAACCCUCUGUCUUACUACUUCGAGGAAUUGCAGUAUCCCUCCCAGCAGAACCCCCCUAUUCAGCUCCCCUACUUCUUCCACGCCGGAGAGACUAACUGGGAAGGAACGGCAGUGGACUACAACCUACUGGACGCCAUCUUGCUUGGAACCAAGCGUAUCGGUCAUGGCUAUGCUUUGCUCAAGCAUCCGGUUCUAAUGGAAAAGGCCAAAGAGAUGAACAUUGCCGUGGAACUCAAUCCGAUUUCGAACCAGAUACUGAAGUUGGUCGACGACUUGAGGAACCAUCCGGGAGCGGUCCUCAUCGCCAACGGCUUUCCGGUGGUUAUCAGUUCCGAUGAUCCGGUCGUGUGGGGCGCGCUGCCCUUGACACAUGACUUCUACGUUACUUUCAUGACAAUGAUGGGGGCCGACAUGGGGCUGGCCACACUCAAGAAGCUGGCUCUCAAUUCACUGGAGUACAGCGCACUUUCACAAACUGAGAAGCAAACCGCCAUCCAAUCUUGGAGGCUGAAAUGGGACAGUUUUAUCAGGAACACCAUACAGAAGUACGAUUUGGAACAUUUAUUCCCCGUUGGCUAAACCUGAUACCGCACUGAUAUCCUUUCACGCCGAAUUUUACACCGACCUUCGCUUGGAACCACUAAUCGUUCAACACAGAUAUUCUUACCAGUGACUCUUUCAGUUAAUGUUCAACUUACCAGAGUAAGUUAAACAAUCAAACAAAAAUAUAUUUAUAAAAACUCUUUUCAGCCUUUUUUACGCCAGCGAAAUGCUUAUUGGAAGAAUUUAUUGCCUUGAAAAUAAAAAUAUGUCCAUUAAAGGUUGUAGCCUGAAUGAGAAAUUAUGACUCAGUUUAGUUCACUGAAAAACGUGUAUACUCUUAAUGAAAACUUUUUAUGGGGCUAGCCUUCGGUGGUGUUUUUAUUUUACUCCGAAUAUUUUCAUGACCCAUCCACCAGAUUGUUUAUAGCGUGAAACGAUCACAAGGUGAAAACACUUCUCUGACAAAUAAACCAAGCAGUUAUUGCAACAAGCAAAGAUUUUUAGGCUUUAUUUCUUUUUUCCUUUGCUUAAAAAGCAGUUUUGGCAUUCACAUUUUGUACAUAUAUCUUUAUCAGAUACUGUACAUCACUUUCAGUGAAAAUGUAAAAAGGUUUGAGAUAUUUGUGUAGUUAACAGUGAUCCGGUUUGAACCACGAUCAAACUUAAAGCUCUGCAAGAUUUUAUAUGAGAGUUAGAGUACAGUCAAAGAUAUAGAGAAAUUAAAUUAAUAAUGAAAUACAUGUAUAAUUAAAAUAUAAUUUACAAUCAAAUAUAUGUACCAUUAAACUUCAUUCUCUCCGCAGUAUUUAUAACUAGGUGUGGUGCCGUUUUGCUAUAGGCUUCAUUGCCUUAGCUUCCCAAAUAGUCGAAUGUUCUAGUUUCUUUUAAGAUUUGAUGUUUCCUUAUGAAGACUGUUCUUAGUUCAUCUUGUUUUUGGAUUUUUACACGCAGAAUUAAGAAACUUCAUUGCAUA